UUUUUGAAAUGUAAAAGUUAUUCUCCAUUGAAAUAAUAAGGAUCGUAUCAGGAAUUUUUGAAGUCUUAUUCGAGAUGAAGCUAUUUCUUGGUCUUUUAUUGUUGGUUGGUGUGUGCUAUGGUGUUCCUAACAAGCCAUCCUACCGGAACGAGCCUUGCUACAAGCCAUCGUAUGACAAAGACAUCAAAGAAGUUAUAAAAACCAAAAGACCACAUGAAUACUUGGACAUGAGCAAACUUCCAGAAUCCUAUGACUGGAGAAAYAUGAAUGGCGUCAACUUUGCUAGUACUACAAGAAAUCAGCACAUUCCUCAGUAUUGUGGUUCCUGCUGGGCUCAUGGGACAACCAGUKCUAUGUCAGAUAGAAUCAAUAUUAUGAGGAAAGGAAAAUGGCCUGUCAACUAUCUUUCUGUGCAACAUGUGUUGGCUUGUGCCAACGCUGGGACAUGCCAUGGCGGUGGAAUGGCUGGCGUAUACAAGUAUGCACAUGAAACAGGAAUACCUGAUGAAACCUGCAACAACUACCAAGCUAAAGACAUGGAAUGCACUGACUUCAAUCAGUGUGGUACAUGCCUCACUUUUGGAGAUUGYUUCCCAAUCAAGAACUACACUAAAUGGAAAGUCAGUGAAUUUGGAAACGUGGCAGGUCGGGAAAAGAUGAUGGCAGAAAUAUAUGCCCGUGGACCAAUUGCUUGUGGAAUCAUGGCUACCUCAAGCCUUGAUAAAUACACUGGAGGGAUUUACAAAGAGUACCAUCUCCUGUCAGAAGUAAACCACAUUGUUUCAGUUGUAGGCUGGGGAGUAGAGAAAGGAGUGGAAUAUUGGAUUGUGAGGAACUCGUGGGGAGCUCCCUGGGGAGAAAAUGGCUUCCUGAGAAUUGUAACAAGCAAAUAUAACAAUGGGGARGGAAAUAGGUAUAACCUGGCCAUUGAGAGYGGAUGUGCUUUUGCAGUACCCAUUGUGUAAAUGAAUAUAUGCAAUAACCCAUAAUUUUCAGGAGGGAAAUAGCUUGAUUAUAUGUUCAAUGUGYCAUGAAAAGUUUAGAAUUUUGAAACARUAUGAUAUAUUUUGCAAAAGAAAUAUUCAUAGGAGAAACUGAAUAUUUCCAAGCAGAAAAAGCUGGUUGAAAUGUAUGGCUGUUUCACAUUAAUUUUGAAUUAUAUAUAUAUAUAUAUAUUUUUUUUUUGAGUUCCCACUAUAGAAUGGAAUAGGAGCAAUUUUUAAAACACAAUAACACUUAACAUGUUUUUUAUUACUUUUGGCAAAUUAAAACUUUGUAUUAUACAUGGUUAUUACAUUGUUGUUAURGCUUUCUUGGUUACAUGAUAGCUUCUAUCACAUCUUUAAUAUUAUCCUCUAUAAUAMUGUUCAAUAUAUUUUAUACUAUUGUACAACAAUACAUGUCAAUGUAAUUAGUGUAAUAUUUCUGUUAAGAUAUACCAGACAGUGUAAUCUUGUGAAUUCUACAUUAAAAUCUGUCAUAUUUA
Exaiptasia diaphana is the source of this 1486-nucleotide messenger RNA. Its product is annotated as cathepsin Z. Lineage: Eukaryota; Metazoa; Cnidaria; Anthozoa; Actiniaria; Aiptasiidae. The record is from RefSeq and is a predicted model, not a curated record. Gene Ontology annotation, molecular function: cysteine-type endopeptidase activity. The transcript has 4 exons. Gene Ontology annotation, cellular component: lysosome. The coding region runs from base 75 to 965 and encodes 296 amino acids.